Molecule: messenger RNA, 1025 nt
Organism: Varanus komodoensis (Komodo dragon)
Lineage: Eukaryota; Metazoa; Chordata; Lepidosauria; Squamata; Varanidae
Product: heart- and neural crest derivatives-expressed protein 2
Exons: 2
Coding region: 1-699 (232 amino acids)
Biological process (GO): regulation of transcription by RNA polymerase II; heart development
Molecular function (GO): DNA-binding transcription factor activity, RNA polymerase II-specific; RNA polymerase II transcription regulatory region sequence-specific DNA binding; protein dimerization activity
Source: RefSeq, a predicted model, not a curated record
AUGAGCCUGGUGGGGGGCUUCCCCCACCAUCCGGUGGUCCACCAUGAGGGCUACCCGUUCGCCGCCGCCGCCGCCGCCGCUGCCGCCGCCGCCGCCGCCAGUCGCUGCAGCCACGAGGAGAACCCCUACUUCCACGGCUGGCUGAUCAGCAGCCACCCCUCGGAGAUGUCUCCGCCCGACUACAGCAUGGCGCUCUCCUACAGCCCCGAGUACGCCAACGGCGCGGCGGGCCUGGAGCACCCGCACCACUACGUGGGCGGCGUGCCGCCCCCGGGCAGCGGCGGCGGGCCGCCGGGCUUGGGGGGCGGCGGCGGCGGCGGCGGCGGCCCCCGGCCGGUCAAGCGCCGCGGCACGGCCAACCGCAAGGAGCGGCGCAGGACUCAGAGCAUCAACAGCGCCUUCGCCGAGCUGCGCGAGUGCAUCCCCAACGUGCCGGCGGACACGAAGCUCUCCAAGAUCAAGACGCUGCGCCUGGCCACCAGCUACAUCGCCUACCUCAUGGACCUGCUGGCCAAGGACGACGCCAACGGCGAGGCCGAGGCCUUCAAGGCCGAGAUCAAGAAGACCGACGUCAAGGAGGACAAGAGGAAGAAGGAGCUGAACGAAAUUCUGAAAAGCACAGUUAGCAGCAGUGACAAGAAAACCAAAGGGAGAACUGGCUGGCCGCAGCACGUGUGGGCUUUGGAGCUCAAGCAGUGAGAGCGCGGCGAGGACUGGAGGAAAUAAUGUCUUGGAGGACGCUGGAACUUCAGGAGAGGUUGCUGAGCUGGGGACAUCUUUUAUUUCUUGUUUGGAAUCGUCUGGUUUAUUUAUGUGCAAUUUCCCUCCCCUAGUCUCCCCUUUCAAAAUGUGGAUCUUUGGAAGAAAAGCAUUCCAUAUUUGAAUAUAUGAAGAGGAAAACUCCGGCGUGGUAAGGGAUCGUGUGGUCUCGCUAGUUAUUUUCCCCCUCCCAUGAAUGUUAUUUUGCUUUGUUUGUAUAGAACACACGGGACGAAAUAAUAAUAAUAAUAAUAAUCUUGAAGGCA